Molecule: messenger RNA, 4259 nt
Organism: Acromyrmex echinatior (Panamanian leafcutter ant)
Lineage: Eukaryota; Metazoa; Arthropoda; Insecta; Hymenoptera; Formicidae
Cellular component (GO): extracellular region
Molecular function (GO): chitin binding
Source: RefSeq, a predicted model, not a curated record
AACUGCGGAUACUUUUUAAAUGACCUAAUAUAUGUAUAUAUAUAUAUAUUUAUUUCAAUGUAAUUUGUUCUCUGUAUUCUAUUCUAUAAGAUGAACUGUGAAGGUUAACUUGUAGAUAUUCAUCUUUCAAUGAAAAAUAUUGUAUAUAAAGAUUUACUACUGAUUUAUUGCCAGCUAAUGAUUAAUUAAUAAAUUGUUGUUUUUAUUUCUAAAGUUCUCUGUUAUUUAUUAUGCUCUUCAGUCGAUCAGGGUUUCUCAGAAUGCAAAUAUCGUGAUAAUUAUAUUCCCGAAUUUCGCAAUUAUGACUCAAUCGGCCUUGAACGAUUUAUCGCGAAACUGUAAGCUACCUCUUAAUAUCGAUGCAUGGAUGUAAUUUAAUUCGUGCGAUCUCGCAUGUAUUUUCAAUCUCUCGUUCCUCUGAUAUAAAUGCGAAAAUAAGAAGCGUUUAUUAUUAUUACUUCCGUUAAUCCUUAUUUUCGUGCACAGAGCUCGGUAACGGUAUUUCGUGCACGAACAUCUUGCAUUCUCGGAAAUUCUAAGACAAUGCCGACCGAAGAGGCAUCACGUUGCAAUUUCGCAUUAUAUACAUAUUAAUCGGCACGUUUUCGAUAUGAAAUGUAUAAAUCUACAUAUUUCUCUUUGUGAUGAGUUCUUUAAAGUUAUCGUUUCAUAAGAGUUGAAAAGACAGACGUGAUUUAUUAAAUCGGGAAGACACAUUAUUGAGAGCCGCUUCUCGCAUCAUGACUUCAACUAAGAAGAUUCUACUUCUACUUUUACCACUCGAAAUUGUACUAUUAAUUGUGACAAUAUAUCAUUCAAAUAAUUCUGGGUACAAUGACAAUACAGCUGUGGAACCGCAGAUAAUCAGGCGUCGACGAGCAAUUAGGCGCGCCAAUAUACAUUAUUGCAAGUUCAAUCAGUACUAUGAUCAAGAGGAAGGCCGUUGUUUAGGUGUGCCAGGAGGCGGCAAAGUACUUCACAUUGAAAACAGACAAUCAUGUGGCAUCAACGUCUUGAAGCCGCAUUGUAAAAGCUCUCUAUAUUAUCACAUUUGCAAGCGUGACAAGUCGAUCCUGGCACAAUGUGCAAACAGGCAGAUCUUCGACAAUCGUUUGCAGCGAUGCGUUUCCUACGAUUCAAGUAAUUUAACUCCCAGUAUUAUUCCACCAGACGACUACACAUAUUACGAUCACGUUAGAAUGCCACGUUGCACAAGAUAUGGUCGAUUUCCCGUGCCUGGCCACUGUUCCAUGUUUUACACAUGCGAUACGAACGGACAUCGACUUCAUCAGAGUGUCUUUAAGUGCCCACAAAAUACGGGAUAUCAAGUGGACAGAGGAGUUUGCAACAUUGUGGCAGAUUGUGUGAAUGACAAUUCGGUGGAUACUACAGUUUGUGUUCCAGAUGCCCCGAGCGAAAAUGUGGAAUCUUCACGUCUCGAUGAAGCUGUAGACGGAAAUGUGAAAGAAAUCUCAGAAAUACUUAAAGAAAGUAAAGCCAACACACACGAUCCUAUAGUAGAAAAAGAGGAAAAUGUAAAUUUUAAGAAUUUCGAUGAUAUUAUCACUACCCCUGUAAAUAUAAUAGGAUCACUGUCAGAAAAUAAUUAUAACGAUAACGAUAUGGAAGAGUCAAGUAACAACGCGAGUUCGUUAAAUCCAAUCAAAGAAGAUUUAAUUUCUGAAGGCAGCGACGAAAAGAUAAUGUACAGUCAAACUCCGAAUCAGCUUGAAACUCUGCAAAAAGUAUCUGACGAAGGACAGAACGAAGAGGAUGGAUCAUCACUAUUAAAUUUACGAAUUACAUCCCCAUUAACGACAGAACUCGAUGACACACCGCAUUCGAUUGCGGAACAAUAUAGAAACAACGAAGACAGCACAGAAUCUACUCCAAUUAGUGACGUUUCACCGAAUAUAAAUGAAAAAAUGCAAGAUGCAACUACAGAGCAAUAUAAAAAUAACGAAGACGACAUAGUGUCGUCAUCAAAUUUGAAUACUGAUUCUGAUGAUCUGUAUUCGGCACCAACAAUUAGUAAUGUACCAGAAUCGACUUCAAUCAAGGAUGUGUCAUUAAAUGCAGAUGAAAAAAUGCAAGAUGCGAUUACGGAACAAAAUAGAAGCAACGAAGAUAGCACAAUGAUGCCAUCAAUCUUUAAUGCUGAUUCGACACCAACAAUAAGUAAUAUACCAGAAUCCUCUCCAAUCAGCAACGUGUUACCGAAUAUAGAUGAAAAAAUGCAAGAUGUAAUUACGGAACAAUAUGAAAACAAUGAAGACAGCACAUUGAUGUCAUCGAAUUUCAAUACUGAUUCGGUUGAUCAAUAUUCGACACCAACAAUAAGUAAUGUACAAGAAUCUACUCCAAUUAGCGACAUAUUACCGAAUAUAAAUGAAAAAAUGCAAGAUGCAGCUACAGAACAAUAUAAAAGUAACGAAGACAGCAUAGUGUCGCCAUCGAAUUUGAAUUCUGAUUCUGUUGAUCUGUACUCAACACCAAUGAGUAAUGUAUCAGAAAUUUCUCCAAAUAGCGAUGUGUCGCCGAAUGUAGAUGAGAAAAUGCAAGAUGCGAUUGCAGAACAAAAUAGAAACAACGAAGACAGCACAAUGAUGCCAUCGAAUUUUGAUACAGAUUCGGUUGAUUCGGCUUCACCAAUAAAUAAUGUACCAGAAUCUUCUCCAAUCAGUGAUGUGUCGCCGAUUGUAGAUGAAAAAAUGCAAGAUGCGAUUGCGGAACAAAAUAGAAACAACGAAGACAGCACAAUGAUGCCAUCGAAUUUUGAUACAGAUUCGGUUGAUUCGACUUCAACAAUAAAUAAUGUAUCAGAAUCUUCUCCAAUCAGCGACGUAUCACCGAAUAUAGAUGAAGAAAUACAAGAUGCGAUUCCGACACAAGGACAUAGGAAUAACGAAGAUUACACAAUGAUGCCGUCGAAUUUUAAUACAGAUUCGGUUAAUCAGUACACGCCACCAAUAGUAAGUAAUGUAGCAGAAUCUUCUCCAAUUAGCGACACGCUGUCAAAGAUAGAUGAGGGAAUGCAAGAUGAAGCUACAGAACAAUAUAGAAAUGACGAAGAUAGUGUAGUGACUCCAUCGAAUUUUAAUACAGAUUCGAUUGAUAAAUAUUCUGCACCAACAAUAAAUAAUGUACCAGAAUCUUCUCCAAGCAACGUGUCACCGAAUAUAGAUGAAAAAAUGCAGGAUGUGAUUACAGAAGAAUAUAGAGACAACGAAGAUAGCAUAAUGACGCCAUCAACUUUGAAUACAGAUACGGUUAAUCAAUACCCGGCACUAACAGUAAGUAAUACAUCAGAAUCUUCUCCAAUUAGCAGUACAUCAUCGAAGAUAGAUGAGGAAAUGCAAGAUGCGGAUACAGAACAAUCUAGAAACAAUGAAGACAGUACACUAAUGCCAUUGAAUUCUGAUUUGGUUGAUCUGUACUCGGCACCAACAACAAGUAAUAUAUCAGAAUCCUCUCCAAUCAGUGAUAUGUCAUCAAAUCUAGAUGAAAAAAUGAAAGAUGCGAUUACAGAAGAAUAUGGAAACAAUGAAGACAGUAUAGUGACGCCAUCAAAUUUUGAUACAGAUUCAGUUAAUUCGGCUUCAACAAUAAAUAAUGUACCAGAAUCCUCUCCAAUCAGUGGUGUGUCGCCGAAUGUAGAUGAGAAAAUGCAAGAUACGAUUGUGGAACAAAAUAAAAACAACGAAGACAGCACAAUAAUGCCAUCGAAUUUUGAUACAGAUUCGGUUGAUUCGGCUUCAACAAUAAAUAAUGUACCAGAAUCUUCUUCGAUCAGCGACGUGUCAUCGAAUAUAGAUGAAAAAAUGCAAGAUGCAACUACGGAACAGGACAGAAUAUAGAAAUAACGAAGACGACACAUCAAAUUUCAAUAUCCAGUUAAUCACAGAUAGUCCGAGGUAUGAUAAUUCUGAUAUAUUAUCUUCUCCAUUGACACUUGCGAUUUUGCCGCUACAAGCAGCUGUUGAUCAAAUUGUCACAGAAGGAUUAUCCGAAACUACUCCGUCAAUAGACAGUAAAAUUGCAGAUGCUAGUUCAUGCUAGUCAUUUGCACCAGAUGGAGUCGAAAAUUUUUCUGCUCGAUAUUUACCGACAAUACUGAUGAAUUAUAUUUAACACCAACGACGCAAUCUCACUUUUUCAAAAGAAGUAACUGCACUGAGUGACAUUGCAACUACAAUACAAGACCCUAUCUAUUUCAGACAUAGAUCUGGUAAAAUAGUAACGAUAGCACGGAAAUAUCU